Messenger RNA from Thermothielavioides terrestris NRRL 8126, 2082 nucleotides. RefSeq lists its product as uncharacterized. Gene Ontology annotation, molecular function: DNA binding. Bases 1 to 2082 code for a protein of 693 amino acids. Gene Ontology annotation, biological process: regulation of DNA-templated transcription; aflatoxin biosynthetic process. Lineage: Eukaryota; Fungi; Ascomycota; Sordariomycetes; Sordariales; Chaetomiaceae. The record is from RefSeq and is a predicted model, not a curated record. Gene Ontology annotation, cellular component: nucleus. The transcript has 3 exons.
AUGGUUGAUGACUCCGUCACUGAUUCCCACAGCAAAAAUCUCCAUGAUCCCGACAGUGCGGAGCUUGUGUUUAUCGACAAGUACGGGUGCAGAGACGGAAAGGAGUGCCAAAAGCGCCGCACCAAACCGAAGCAAGACGCUCAGACGCGGUACCGCAGUUGCUGGCCAGCUCAGAGUCCUGCCGUCACACCGACGUCCCCGCUCGACGUCGACGGCCUCGACCGAGACCCGCCAUUGGGAAUCAAGACCCGCGGCAUCACCUGCGAAUACUUCCUUACGCAGCGUCCGGGCCGUAGGCGCUCGAGCACCGGUGGUAGCGCAGCACCAUGCACCACCACGGCCACACUCACCGCCGCCAUCGCAGCAUCAACCUCGGGUCUCGCCUCACGGCGCUCCUCGGGCUCCACCGCCAACGCGGCAGGCAGCUGGCCUCGGUACAGGGAGGCGGACACGUUCGGUGCAGACCAUGGCUUGCAGGCAUCCCUGAUGCCCUGCUUCCUGGUCGGGGACAUGACUUCUUCCGCCAUCAGCAGUAGCAGCAGCAACCACACAAGCAAUCACAGCAGCAACCACAACAGCAACAGCAGCUCCAGCUCCCCGCUCAGCCCCCGCACUUCGGUCUCGCCGGGAGGGACGGACCAUGUGGCGGCAACCGACAGCAUCGCGCAUCUCUUUGCCGGUGCCGCGUUCCCCGACCUUGACCCUUUCCCCUGGGAACUCGGCGACGUGGGCAUGGUGACGUCCGCCCUGGACCCGCCGUCGACUGCCGAUAGCAGCAGCCGCAACGGCCUUGUGCUGGACGACGCGGCCUCGCUGCUCAUAUCGGCCGUCAACUCGGACUACAUGGCGUGCAACAGCACCCAUGACUUCGCCGUCUCGGACUCGUGGCCGCCGGCGGACCUGAUUCUUCACACGGAUUAUGAACCAGGGGGUACCCAGACGCCGCCACCAUCCAAGAUGGAUCUGCAGGACGAUGAUGAACUCCUGGACAAAAACGGCGGCGCUGAGACACCACCGCCGUGCGCCUGCUUGGAGAGAGCGCUGGACCUCCUGAAGAGCCUCUCGGCUUCCUCCAAUCUGCUGAGAGACGGCACCAGCCGCAUAUCACUUCAGACGGUGCUGCUGGAGAACAAGCAGGGCAUCGAAGCCGUCGAGGACACGCUCGGAUGCCGCGAGUGCGCGCACGACGGUUUCUUGCUCGCCGUGCUGGCCAUGGUUGUGCUCAAGAUCGUGGAGCGAUACGCCGCGGCGUCGCAGCACAGAGGCAGCAACACCAUCAAUCCUGCGCCCAGCUGCAAAGACAGGAAAAGCGCCACCCUCAAAUCCCCGCCCCGCACUCACGAGGAGGCCAGCUGGCACCACACCCCGGGCACCGACGCAGAGAACACCGCCGCAGCCCAGCUCGUCCUCGGCGAGCUGCACCGCGCGCAGCGGGUAGUCAACAAGCUGUCGCCGCGGCUCAGUGCCGCGCCUCCCGGCACGACGAAAGCCGCCGCCCGCGGGACGGGAUGCGGCGGCGGGGUGGGAAGCCGAGAUGCCGCCGCGGCGGAUUGCGCGUCGGGCUGGCCGCAGCUGAACGGCGAUGCGAUUUGCGGACGACAAGGAGACGCCGGUUGGCUCCCGCCGUUGUCGGUCGCCACGCUGGAGAGGGUCGAGAUCGACCUGCGCAAGAGCCUCAGCUCGCUUUCGGCUGAUAUCAUUCGGAGCCUGCGGCAAAGGCAAGUGGCUCCAGGGUUGCUGCGCGAGUACCUCGGCGUGCUGCGCGCGAGCAGGGGCGUGUUGCUGGUGCUGACGCCGCACGUGCUUCCGGAGCCGGAGCGCGGGGCCGGCGGCGGCGGCACGGGGCCGGGGGAGGUGGAGGUGGAGGCCGAGGAGACGGCGGCGCGGGCGCGGGCGCGGGCGCGCGACCUCGGCGUGCUGCAGCUGACGAACCGGCCGGCGGGGCUGGGGCUGGAGAUGGCCGACUUGCUGCGCGUCGUCGAGUCGCUUGCGGAUGGGGCGGGGAGGCUGGUGGUUGUCAACCGGCUGCGGGGCGCUGACGGGGUCGUCCUGGCGCUCGUGGUGAGGUAUCAGCCUUUUUGA